This is a messenger RNA of Kwoniella botswanensis, 1650 nucleotides long. RefSeq lists its product as uncharacterized. Gene Ontology annotation, molecular function: amino acid transmembrane transporter activity. Gene Ontology annotation, cellular component: membrane. The coding region runs from base 1 to 1650 and encodes 549 amino acids. The transcript has 3 exons. Gene Ontology annotation, biological process: amino acid transmembrane transport. NCBI's taxonomy places the organism in Eukaryota, Fungi, Basidiomycota, Tremellomycetes, Tremellales, Cryptococcaceae. The record is from RefSeq and is a predicted model, not a curated record.
AUGUCUCUCGACCACGAAUACGACGACAAGAAACAUGCCGACGUCUACAGUCAGCAGGUCGGUGGCGCUGAUCAGAUACACCAGCCGCAAUAUACGGAAGAGAUCGUCCCUCACGAUGGUUUGAAGCGAUCUCUCAAGUCCCGACACUUGGCAAUGAUCUCCAUCGGUGGUGUCAUUGGUACAGGUCUGUUCUUGGGUACCGGUUCUGCUCUGGCUCAUGGUGGUCCCCUUGGUUUGUUCUUGGGUUACGCCUUGAUGGGUAGUAUCUGUUAUUCAGUCAUGAUCUCACUUGGUGAAAUGAUCUCUUUCCUUCCGAUCCCCGGUGGUCACAUCAAACUCGCUGAGCGAUUCGUGGAUCCUGCAUUUUCCUUCACCAUGGGUUGGAACUAUUGGUACAACUGGGUUAUCAUUCUCCCUGCCGAAUUGUCUGCUGCUGCUGUCUUGAUCAAUCUCUGGAACAAAACCAUCAAUAACGCUCUCUGGAUCUCCAUCUGUCUCAUCGUUGUCGUCGUCAUCAACCUUUUCGGUGCUGGUGUCUACGGAGAGUGUGAAUUCUGGUUCGCUUCCAUCAAGGUACUUACCAUCACUGGUCUGAUCAUCCUCGGUAUCAUCAUCACCGCUGGUGGUGGUCCCGACCACAAAUCCAUCGGUUUCCAAUAUUGGCGAGAUCCCGGACCUUUCGUUCAAUACGAGGGUAUCAGCGGUUCUCUCGGUCGAUUCCUUGGUUUCUGGGCUGUGCUUACUCAAGCCGCCUUCUCUUAUAUCGGUACCGAAAUUGUCGCCAUCGCCGCUGGUGAAGCUAAGAACCCUCGACGAAACCUUCCCCGAGCCAUCAAGAAGGUUUACAUUCGAAUCUUGGUCUUCUACCUCGGUGGUACUUUCAUCAUUGGUCUCCUCGUUCCUUCCAACGAUGAAGGUCUCGCUCUUAACUCUGGUACCGCUCUUGCCUCUCCUUUCGUCAUUGCCAUCAAACGAGCUGGUAUCCCUGCUCUCCCCAGUAUCAUCAACGCCUGUCUUUUAACUUCAGCUUGGUCUGCUGCUUCUUCCGAUCUCUUCACCUCAUCCAGAGCCAUUUACGGUCUUGCCAUCACCCGACAAGCUCCCAAGAUCUUUGCCCGAACCACCAAGAACGGUCUUCCUUACGUGGCCAUCAUCUUCUGUGCCCUCUUCGGUGCCCUCGCCUACAUGUCUCUACAAUCUACCGCCGGUCAAGUAUUCGGUUAUUUCGCAAACUUGACUGCUGCUGCUGGACUUAUGACUUGGUGGGGUAUCUGUCUCGUCUACAUCCGAUUCGAGAAAGGUCUUAAAGAUCAAGGCAUUUCCAAAUCUACUUUGCCCUACACUAGUUACUUGAACAAGAAUGCGUUCGCUGCCAAAUACGCCAUGGUAAUGAUCACCAUCAUUCUCUUCUUCUCCGCUUGGUCAGUCUUCCUGAAAGGUAAUUGGGAUACUGCCACUUUCGUCACCAACUACCUUCCUCUUUGGCUCUUCCCCGUCCUCUGGAUUGGAUUCAAACUUAUCAAGAAGACUCAUUUCGUCAGAACCACCGAGAUGGACUUCGUGUCUGGAUUGGAUGUUGUAGAAGCCGAGUCUUACGAGGAGAAACCACCAAAGAACUUCGCUGGAAAGGUCUGGGCUGCCAUCAUGUAA